Acanthosepion pharaonis is the source of this 879-nucleotide messenger RNA. The record is from the annotation of a GenBank genome assembly. Lineage: Eukaryota; Metazoa; Mollusca; Cephalopoda; Sepiida; Sepiidae.
AUGGGCAUUAUUCCCGAGAACGAUACAGGCCAGGACAAUCAUCCUCGCAGGGAUAUCAUAAUGAGUCUCCAACAAAUGCUCCAAGAGUCAAACAGCUAUGUCCGCGGUUUUAAGUAUGCUCUCGAAAAUAACACUACUUCUGAUUUCAUUAUUGUAAUUGAUGCUGACAAACAGCCUCAGAGAGAGCACGAACGUCGUUACAAUGCUCCCGCAAGUAACGAAGUUUCCGUCAUUGUCAGCGGUGAUCAGCACAACAGACUUGACAUUGUUAUCGAAUCGCGCGGCAGUGGUCUCCGAAGAAUCAGUGAAACGCACCGGUCCAACGAUGCACUGCAAUACCCACAUCUCUUCCCUUACAGAGGAUAUGGGGCUUUCUACGCCUACCUAUUGAAUCAGACCAAGUUGCGCUGCGAACUUUUCCUUCAUAUUCACCUCCGUGAUGCUUUACGAAAUGACGCUGAUCCAUGCAAUAUAGCCAACAUGUGCAUACUACCUGCAACGUUCACAGGCAGUCCAAGAUACAUGCACGCGAGGACACAAGACGCGAUGACAUACGUUCGUAAGUACGGCCGAACAGACCUAUUCCUAACUUUCACGUGUAACCCAAAAUGGCAGGAAGGUUCCGUACGUAGACAAAUCCAGGACUUCCUUGCAGGGCGCGUCAUUAGCAGAACAGAGGGCCCUUGGCAUAUAUUCAGCUUCCCCAUCCACGAACGCUUCCCAGCAAUCGUCCAGAUUGCAGUGCACCUAGAAAACGACGAACUUCGUUAUUUUUCUGAGGAUACAACAAUGGAUGUGGCUGCGCGUACCAAAGACACAACACUUACAGCGUUCUUCAAACUUUAUCGACAGGACGAAUUUGCUACGACUUUACUGUAA